Molecule: messenger RNA, 2079 nt
Organism: Pan troglodytes (chimpanzee)
Lineage: Eukaryota; Metazoa; Chordata; Mammalia; Primates; Hominidae
Product: ADP-ribosylation factor-like protein 17
Molecular function (GO): GTP binding; GTPase activity
Source: RefSeq, a predicted model, not a curated record
UCGAUUAAAUUACAAUGGGAAACAUUUUUGAAAAGCUCUUUAAAAGUCUACUUGAAAAAAAGAUGCGGAUUCUUAUAUUGAGUUUGGAUACAGCUGGAAAAACCACCAUCUUGUAUAAAUUGAAGCUGGGGGAGACUGUGCCUGCCGUCCCUACAGUAGGUUUCUGUGUGGAGACAGUAGAAUAUAAAAAUAACACCUUCGCUGUCUGGGAUGUUGGCAGCCACUUCAGAAUCAGACCUCUGUGGCAGCAUUUUUUCCAGAACACAAAAGGUGCCAGAAGCCCAGGAAGCACACAUCAAGGCUCGCUUGCCAGCGGGGUGCUGCCAAUAAAAUGUAGUCACGUGGAAUUUGGAAUGUGGAAAGGAGGUAGAAGUCAUCCUUUCCUCCCCCAUAGCAGCAGGUGUGCAGGCUCUGGUGGUCAGCUGGACUCCAUACUCCCCCACCAGUCACCAGCCUGGGGACCGUGGGGCUGCAAGGACCUCAGCAGCAGUUUCCCAAGUUUCCUGACUUCUUCCAUCCUCUGGAAAUCAGCUGUGGGUGAUGACAACUCCGUGAGGGUGGAGAUUAUACCUCUCUCAUCAGUUCAGCAACAAGGAAAUAAAUUAGUGGCAGAGUAAGGGUGACUUGCUGCUCACUCCCAAAGCCUGACAAGUUGAUGCCACUGCUGUCUGAGGGCUCCUCCGGCUCAACAAUCAGCUCAGUGCUUGCGUAAUUCUUCCGGGCUUGUAACACCUUCAUGAACGCUCCUUCUGGAUUCCCUACAGAUGCUUCUUCAGCUGUCAAAAAAGAAGAGACUGCUUUGAUCAUGAAAGAUGAUGGGAUGGGAUGCAUCAGUCCAUAGCUGUACACCCCAGUCACACAGAGUAGGAGUCAGCAAACAUUCGAGUGCCAUUCAGAGAGGAGAAACACACACCCAAUCCUAAACCUAUGAAAUGGCAACAACAAAAGGAGAAAAUACAUCUUUUGAAAACACGGCCACCUACUUGGAACAUUCCAUAGUGUGACAUAGAGUAACUCUGUUUAGGAUUAUUUCGUUGAUCCCCAGAGGCCAAUUGCCCAGUGCUCAGUCAAAGCCCAAGGUGGAAGACAAGUGCUUCCCUGAUGAGCUGGCCUCUCUGCAGACUGCUCCGUACCCUGUGCUGUCCUGCCUCAGAUGCAGAGAGAGCACAAGGCUCCUGCUCUCCUCGUCCUCGGUGCACCUGUGUUCGUGCUACCAUCACAGCUAAAUGCAAUGAAAGGCGGUCCUCUGAGAGGAGCAGGGUGGAGAUGCUAAAGUGGAGGCCCCCUCCCAUUGCUGAUAGAUCCUCAUCUGGCAUGCGCUCCACCCUCCCCAUUCUCUGCUCCCACAUAUCGUAGCCCCAUCACAGAAGAUGCGACAUGGAAAAACGCACUGUGUCCACCCUAGUUCUUAAAUUUGGGCAGGGAUUUGGGGUGUAUGUUAAGAGUUUUUCAAAUUUGCCAGAUUGUAUGCCUAUGUUGUUAAAUACACAAUGAAUCCCUGGUAUGAUAGCAGUUUCUGGAUAAACAUUACUUGAGGUCCUAAAAUGCAGAAGGGAAAAAGCAACUUUUGUUAGAUGCCUACUUUGCUUUCAUUUCAUCUCUAAUAUUUUGGAUGGGGAAUCAUCCAAAGCUUCUGACUGCAUGAAGGUCAGGUGUGCCAGUGUGCAGCUGGGUUUCUUUUCCAGAAUUAAAAGUACUUUGGGUGGUGGUGAGGGUCAGAGGAAGAAGUAAAGAUUGUGAGAAAGGGGAAGAAACAUGGGCUUGGGGAGAACCCAGAAUUGGGGCCAGAAGACCUGGCACUAGGCUACAGCACUUAGCACCUCUGAUCUUGUUUUUCCUCAUCUGUAAAAGGAGGUUAACAAAGCUUUUCUGCCCACUUCUUGGGGAGAAGGGAAUAACAUAAUUGGUUAAAAAAAAAAAAGUUUUGAAAAAUAAGCAACACUGACUUUAUGUAACCAAGCAUUAUUAAUUAUCCACCCCAUAUCACUGGUAGAUACCUGUAUUCAAGCUAUCUGGACAUGAAAGCAGUCACAUUUUAGGAGUCAUGAAGUUGAUGCUAAUAAACCUAAUCUACAGAAA